AUGUCAAACGCAUUGCGUGCGACGCUGGUGAAGUAUGAGACGCCUGUACUGCUCUCUGAGGUGAAGCGUCGAAAGGCGAUAAAAGAGAAAAAAAAGGAGACACUUGGGCCGAAGAUCGUCCCGCAGCCUGAGGAUGUCUUGUACAGCAUUAUUCCCCCACGCGAAUACGAGGAGGGUGGUGAGCGCUGGGUGCAGUUCGUCUCCAGUACUCCCGCCACAAGAUUAGAUGUAAUUAACCUACAAGAACGUCUGGAUGCUCUUCUUCAGGAGCGGCGAGCGCGGGAAACGGGGAUUUGCCCGGUGCGUGAGGAACUUUAUCGCCAGGUCUUUGAGGAGCUCAUUCGCCAAGUAACCGUGAACUGUGCGGAGCGUGGGCUUCUUCUCCUUCGGGUACGAGAUGAACUUCGCAUGACGUUUGACGCCUACCGUUCGCUCUACGAGAGCAGCGCCGCCUACGGUAUGCGUAAGGCGCUUCAAGCGGAGCAGAGCAAGAUAGAGAUGGAGGCGAAGAUUCGCGCCUUGGAGCGAGAGAGGGAGGACCUGAAGCAAAAGGUGGAUGAGUUAGAGGCCCGAUGUGAUGCCAUACGGGAGCAGGAGGAGGAGCGUCGCUUGGAGGAGGAAAAGAAGCACAACGAAGAAGUUUCCUUUUUCCGUCGCACCUACGAAACACUUACGGCAAACCUGCAGACGGUUUGCAACCCGACAAGGGCAUCAACGUGA
Messenger RNA from Trypanosoma rangeli, 720 nucleotides. RefSeq names its product dynein arm light chain. NCBI's taxonomy places the organism in Eukaryota, Euglenozoa, Kinetoplastea, Trypanosomatida, Trypanosomatidae. Bases 1 to 720 code for a protein of 239 amino acids. The transcript has a single exon. Gene Ontology annotation, molecular function: dynein heavy chain binding. The record is from RefSeq and is a predicted model, not a curated record. Gene Ontology annotation, cellular component: axoneme.